AUGUGUGUAGACCAACUUGCGAGAUGGCAUGACCGACGCGCACCUGGGGUUUCCAAACACGAACAGCUAUCGUUUCAGUUAUGGGAUGAGUGGGAUAGCUUGCGAUCGUCGCGACGACGUUGGAUUCGGUCCGAUGGCAGGGGGAUAGCGUGGAUAUUGAUGCUACUGUUGGUGAUGCUGGUGUCUCCGACCUAUGCUGCUCUGGUGAACUUCGACAAUUGCUUACCUGCACCCACUAUCGCAUCGAACCCACAGAAACUCCAGUUUGUCCCGCUCGACGUGUCCGUGAAGUUCGACUUGACGAAUUCUCUGCACAACUUAAACAUCACGGUAUACGGUAAUGUUUCUGGGACCGUCGACCAGUCGUCAUCUUAUCCAUCCCCCGAUGAUCCGCAGUGGGCAAACCAGAACGCGACAGUGGGAAAGAUCGUAGACCUGGAUACGGCCAACAACAGAUACAGUACUCUGAUAACAACUGUUGAUGUGGUUAGCUUCUCCCCAUACUCUGGUCCAACUAGGUUCUGCGAUUCUAUCAUCCAAGGAGAGUGCCCGUUGGGGCCUGUCUUUUACGCCAAUGCGAGCGACUUGAGCUCUUUACGCUCUUUCUCUGUCCAACAUGACAUGCUAUCGUCGUACCGCUUUGCAACCCUGUCGUCAACUCUCUUAAUCAAGUCUGGCGAUGCAGCGGCCACUGAGCUGGGAUGUAUAUCGGUUGAUGUCACUCCAGAUCUUGGAUCGGCCCUGAAAAGUGCGCUCGCUUAUGUCCCUCUUGUCAUCCUGAUUCUCGUGGGAGUCGCGACCGUAACCGCUGCAAUAUACAGUCCAUGGGGCACAACGGACCCCUUUCACUGGACAAGCAAUUAUGGCCGCGAUGAAGAUGUCCUUCGCCUGGUAACACCCGGAUUUGGGGACUGCCUACAGUAUAUGCAAUUCGCGGUGUUGACAGGAGCAUUGUCGCUUAACUACCCCGGUUAUUAUCAACCGGUGGUGAGUCAGGUUGCGUGGUCAACCCUCAUGUUUAACCAGAGCUUUCUAAGUCCCGGAAAUGAGCGGAAUCCUGUAAAGGAUGGAGUAUACACUGUGAACGGUACCUACGGGCUGGACGCUCUACAACAAUAUGUUGGAAUGGAGUCAGCGCGGGAUAUCUGGCCGGGGAUGAUAAUAUGGUUACUCGUGAUUGUUGUCGCGAUCACGCUCAUCAUUCAGCUCGCCUUCGCUUUUCGGUGGCUUCAUCGUGAACUUGCCAAUAUUCCGGAGGAAGACUUGCGUUCUAAGAAUAUGCCGUUCACUGUUGGCAACGUCAUUCGAAUCGUCUGUAAUUAUCUAUUCUUACCGCUCAUUUCGCUCUCCUUUUUCCAACUGGUUAUCGCUAGAGAAUCCCCAGCAUACUCUGUGGCUCUAGCCGUUGUGGUCAUUCUCAUCAUGAUUGCUUUUGCAAUCUGGGUCAUUCGGUUGAUAGCGAGCACGCGCCCCAAAUCGUACCUCUUCGAUGAUCUGCCGACGGUGUUGUUGUAUGGUCCACUGUACAACACCUUCUGCGAUGAUGCGGCUGCCUUUACUGUGGUGUCUCUCUUCCUGUCGUUUGCCCGCGGCGUCGCGAUCGGUGCACUUCAACCUUCAGGCAUUGCUCAAAUAGUGCUCCUGGCGAUUUGCGAAGUUGUUGCCAUUUUGACGCUUGUUGCUUUCCGCCCGUUUCCUUCGCCGACGUCUAUGAACCUUUAUCACGCCUGUUUCUCGAUUGUGCGGUUUCUUACCAUCCUCUUAAGCGUCGUUUUUGUCCCCUCUUUAGGCGUGUCUCAGGCUGCUCGCGGUUGGAUAGGCUACGUUAUCCUCUUCUUACAUGCUGUCGUUCUAGUUUUUGGGUUCUUUUUGAACGCCCUGCAGACUUUGGUUGAAGUUAUAGCUCGACUCGCCGGUGCUGGAGGCUAUGAAGGUGGUGUUACCCGUGGCGGCCUCGUCAAGGUAUUCGGUAUGCGGCAACUCUCUCGGCGUAUGCCAAGACGGAGUGUUGGAACUCGCCAAAGCAUGGGCUCCGAGGCUGCAAUGCUAGCACACACCGACGAGCGAUUGUCUUCCCAGUUUGACGGGUCACGGCCCAGAAGCCUUUCAGGCAGUUCAGCAAUGCUGCUCAAUCGGGCAGCCGCGAGUGAGGGCAGAACCAGCGCCUUCUACGAGUCGGGCAGUGCUCAUGGAGGCACCCAUAGUCGAGCCAAUAGCAGUGGUCUAUUUACGCCCACCACGCCUGGUAGCAACCCUACUUUCCAGGGUGCAGGCUACCAGACAACAGGAAGUAAUUCCCCGAAAAGCGGUCCCCUUUUUGCCAUGCAAGCGCACGACCCGUACUACCGACCUCCAAGGCCUCGCAACAAGAGAGUGGAUAUGAGCGGAGGAGAGAAAGGUAGAACGGGCGGUCGGCAACGAGCAGGCAGCGAUGCCGAUGAUGAUAUAAUCGAGGGUCCUAUGUCUGGGCGGGGCACCCCCGUGCCAGCCUACAUUCCUGCGCCGAAAGAUGAUCUCGACCUGGAUGAUCCUCGGCAGUCCCGCAAAGAUUACGCUGUUCGCGAGGUCGACUUCUACUACCGUGUCCGGGGCCCACCACUGUCGCAAAGCGGCACGCGUAAGCUGAAGACUGGCCCUGCAGAUCCCACCGGACCUGUAUCGUCUGCCACAGGCUUCUUCCGCAGCCUGUUCCGAGGAAAGACUAAAGAAAGCGGUAAAGGAUUCGAAGUUGUUCGCAGCGCAAGGGCACCCCCGCCUGGUCUGCUUCCGGAAGGGGAUGAUGUCCACGAGCCAUACCGAGAUGAGCCUGACGAACAGGCCACCGCAGGGCACAGUCGUCGAGUGUCAGGAAGUGACCGAUCAUAUCCAGAUACAGAUAGUGAUGACAACAACCGAACUGGCGAGGCGCUGAUAAGCCUGCCUCAAGUUGAGUCCGGCGGCGCUAUUGAGCUGCCUAGUCGCAUAGGAUCCCAGCAUAGCUCACCUUCAGGAGCCCCACAGGCUUCGCGACCUUCUCGGCGUGAUUCUCGGUCGUUGGCUUUAGAAGAUGACACUGCAUCUCACAGAUCUCUUCCCGUUGUUACUAAAGCUGUUUCGGAGGAAGCUCACUAUCCGGCUCCCCAGUUGCAUCCUUCCUCAUCCGGUACCGGCCGAUUGCCGUUCAGUGCUGCCAGUUCCCCUUCAAGGGAUCGAAACUUCUCUAUAGCCUCAACAACUGCAUCCACGUCCUCAAGCCGGCAGCAUGGGAACGGUACCGAGCGGCCCUCGAGCAUGGGAUACGUUGCCCAGCAUCGCACCCGGGACUAUAUCCACGAAGCGAGCCCGGAUGAACCGUCCUUCACUGGUAGUGCUGCCGAGCUCGUUGAUGAGCCGCACCAUCCUGAAGGAAGUCAUUAA
This is a messenger RNA of Aspergillus bombycis, 3396 nucleotides long. RefSeq lists its product as uncharacterized. The record is from RefSeq and is a predicted model, not a curated record. The transcript is spliced from 3 exons. NCBI's taxonomy places the organism in Eukaryota, Fungi, Ascomycota, Eurotiomycetes, Eurotiales, Aspergillaceae. Gene Ontology annotation, biological process: transmembrane transport. The coding region runs from base 1 to 3396 and encodes 1131 amino acids.